ACACUAAUAAUCGAAAAAGAAAAAACCUCCCUAAGAAAAGGAGGAAUAAUCAUACAUAAAUUUUGGAUUUCGCACGUAGCCACGCACAGAGGACAAAACACAAAGGAGAGAAAGAAGAAGAGGAAACACGAAAGAGAAGGGACCUUAAGUUUCGAGAUCUUGUCAGAUCGGAACGCAACUGCAACGGACACCCAGAUUCUGCACCAUGGGAAGGGAAGUUACUGGCUUACAGGUUAUGGACAAGAAGCCAAAUGGUUCCAUAGCAGCUUCAAAUGGUAGUUUAAGUGAUAGAAUGCGUGUUUCUCCCAAAAUUGCGGCAAUGGUUCAAGCAAUGGAUCAUGAUAUAAAGGAAUCUACGGAAGCUAAUCCUUUGGAGAAACAUCACGAGAGGAAAGAUGUUUCAACUGGCAAAAGCACAAAAUUAAAUGUUGUCUUGCCAGAAGAGAAGAAGAGUGAGAAAUCUGAAAUACAGAAGAUGGAUGAUAAUAAAGAUUUGAGUUCUCCUGUUGUGGAUAAAGAGCUCCCAAGCCCGUCUGCUCCACAACCAUCUGAUCAUGUAACUGAAAAGCAUGUCACCCAUGCACCUGCUGCCCAUACUGAAGCUGCUGCAACUGGUCUGAACUUGUCUCCUAAAGCUAACAAUAUUCAUUCCCCUAAUUCCUCUAAGAAUUCACAGCCAAGCUCACCUUUUUCACCAAGGAAGUCCUUGCAUUAUGAUGAUAAGAAGCACCUGGACGAUGAAGACAAUUGGUCUGUUACUUCCUCUAGCGUUGCAUCUGCACGCACUGCCAAAUGUAAGGUAACUGUUGGUUCAGCCCCUAACUUUAGAUGCUCGGACCGUGCAGAGAAACGGAGAGAGUUUUAUAUGAAGUUAGAGGAGAAGCAUCGAGCUCUUGAAGAAGAAAAAAGCCAGUAUGAGGCAAGGAAAAAGGAAGAGGAUGAUGCUGCCAUCAAACAGUUGAGAAAGAACCUGGUCAUUAAGGCAAAACCAGUACCAAGCUUCUACUAUGAGGGACCACCCCCCAGGACUGAACUCAAGAAGCUCCCACUGACCCGCCCCAAGUCACCAAAACUCUCCCGGAGAAAGAGCUGUGGUGAUGCUGCCAAUGUACCGACUACACACAUUUGUACUAUAGGACGGCGCAGUGUCGACAUGAACACGAAACAUCAUAACCCUGCCACUCACAAAACUAAGGACCCUGUCACUGGACGGAAGAGCAAUGGCAAUUUGAAAAGCAAAGAACGACCAAAACUGGAUAAGGAAACAGCUCCUAAAAUCAGAGAGCAGACAAAUGCGGACAUAUCAGUCCAAUCAUGAGCUUCCCAAGAUUUUACUGACCUCCAGCUGAGAGGAAAAUGGCCUUCAUUUUCCUUUGUCACACCAUAUGGAUAAUCUGCAGAAAAGAUGGCCUAAUUUUCUUUUCAUCCGGACUGACAUUUUCAUGUGGUUUGUUUUUACUUGAAGUGUAUAUGUUUUGUAAGUUAUAUCAGCACACAUUGUUUUAUAUAUAUAAAUAGUUAUUGAUGUAAGAUGUAUGUACGAAAUUUGAUAUUCCUCAGAUUGCACAACCAGACUUGGUAAGGGAAAUUUUAUGAAAUAUAUUACUUUUUUUUUUUUGUAGGAUGUAA
Molecule: messenger RNA, 1629 nt
Organism: Vigna umbellata (rice bean)
Lineage: Eukaryota; Viridiplantae; Streptophyta; Magnoliopsida; Fabales; Fabaceae
Gene: WDL1
Product: WVD2-like 1
Biological process (GO): microtubule cytoskeleton organization
Molecular function (GO): microtubule binding
Source: RefSeq, a predicted model, not a curated record